Podospora pseudocomata is the source of this 1118-nucleotide messenger RNA. RefSeq lists its product as uncharacterized. The transcript is spliced from 2 exons. Gene Ontology annotation, cellular component: membrane. NCBI's taxonomy places the organism in Eukaryota, Fungi, Ascomycota, Sordariomycetes, Sordariales, Podosporaceae. The record is from RefSeq and is a predicted model, not a curated record. The coding region runs from base 288 to 1118 and encodes 276 amino acids. Gene Ontology annotation, molecular function: serine-type endopeptidase activity.
GGCCGACAGGGGCCAGCUUUCAGUAUAACCUGCCUGACCUCCAUGUGCAACUGCCCGCAACUUCCACCACCAAACCACCUUCUACGACACCAUCCUCCUUGAGGUCUAUUCCGGCAACGAAUUCACAGCCUGCUUUAAGAUCACACUGGGAUACGCGACACCUCAAUUGGCUUUAACAGCGACCGCCGGACAGUCUGGCUUGGCCUGACUGUCACCCCACCUACAUCCCAAUCCGCCCGCAUUCCAAAAAAAUGUCCAGGUGGCGCCUCUAAGAGAGCGAACGUGCAAUGUCAUUCACAAACGCGCCGGUAACGCGCACAUUGGUGGUGGGAUUGGUUGGCUCAUCGAUAGCAGCCAGCCUUCUCGACAUAAAACACUAUUUCUAUAUAUCCAUCGGCACCCAUAUUCUACGAUAUCACCAGUUAUGGCGGGUCCUGGCGUACCAGCUAUGCUAUCUCAACUCAUCCGAGGUCCUGUUUGGGGCAAUGGCUCUAUACAAUAUGAGAACUAUUGAGCAGCGGUGGGGCUCAAGAAAAUAUGCCUCAUUCAUCCUCGUCACCGCACUCUUCACCUCGAUCGUGCCACCGCUUAUACUGACGGCAUUCCUCAGGCCAUUGAGUUUUGGCGUGCUAGAUUUCCUACCUGCCGGCCCAACACCGAUCAUAUUUGCGAUUCUGGCUCAAUACCAUGCCAUGAUCCCACACAUGUACAAGUACAAGGUGGCGCUGGCUACGGGGCCACCAACUGGCCAGGACUCGGCAGCGCUGACCUUCUCAGACAAGUCAACCAAAUACAUGAUGGCAGGGCAGCUGGCCAUGUCCCAGUUCCCGGGCUCCCUUCUUGGUGCCGUGGUGGGCUGGCUCGUUGGAUACGCCUGGCGCAAUGAGGCCCUACCUGGGGUUUUGACUCGCUGGCGGGUUCCUGGUUGGGUUGUUGGUAUGAGAGGUCAGAAGACCAAUGCCGAGUUUGAGAAUAUGAGAAGGCGGCUGGAAAGUGAAGGGGCCUCAACUGGCACAGCUUCUGGUAUCCAGCAACAACAAGCUGGCCCAACUGAAGGCAACAACAGACGGAGGACGAUGGGCCAGCAGCUCAUCGACGAAGUUCGCGGUGCAUUUUAA